This is a messenger RNA of Puntigrus tetrazona (Sumatra barb), 8224 nucleotides long. It is a transcript of the gene gna11a, whose product is annotated as guanine nucleotide binding protein (G protein), alpha 11a (Gq class). Gene Ontology annotation, cellular component: heterotrimeric G-protein complex. Gene Ontology annotation, biological process: adenylate cyclase-modulating G protein-coupled receptor signaling pathway; action potential; phospholipase C-activating dopamine receptor signaling pathway. The transcript is spliced from 7 exons. Bases 3491 to 4570 code for a protein of 359 amino acids. Gene Ontology annotation, molecular function: G-protein beta/gamma-subunit complex binding; GTPase activity; G protein-coupled receptor binding. Lineage: Eukaryota; Metazoa; Chordata; Actinopteri; Cypriniformes; Cyprinidae. The record is from RefSeq and is a predicted model, not a curated record.
CUUAAUAUGCUAUUAGUCUCAAAUGCAUUUCACGAAACACUAGGUAUUAUUUGCAGAGUAAAAGAGUAUAACUGGUAUUUUUCCCCUGACUAAGAGAAGCAAGGAGAAGUUGGUUUAUAUGGUUUUAGUGUUUUUAAGAUUUUAGUAUAUUUUGUUUUAUGGCAGAAAAGUCUACCGUAAGCCUCACUGUCAAAAAUGUAUCUGUAUUAUUAUUAUUUUAGUUUUGAUUUGGGCAAAAUCGUUAAGGGGUUAAGUUCAACUAAAAUGAAAAUUUUACUCGGCCUCUGCUAAGACCUUCAUUCAUCUUCGCAACUUUUUUCAUUUUUAGACUUAAACGACCUGCAUUUAAAUCAGUUUGUCUUUGUGCUUUCUUUUCAAUGAUAACCUGAACGACUUCCUCAGUGAAAAAUAAGCAGGUGGUGAUGAUGAUGUUACAAAACAGAGAGAAUCGAGAAGUUAAUUCGUGUUUAGUCUCGUUGAUAUUGCUUUGCGUUUGUAUUACAUGUAGGAAAGUGUUAGGUAUCAUUAAAUCAAAGACAAGAACGUCUUGCGCGUUAGAGUUGGACGUGGAAUUAGAUGUAUUUCAUUAAAUGCAUUUUCUUGAGCUAAUGAGAACGUGCUAAACUGUGCAUAGCCUUAGAUAAACUGAAAGUCUCUUUAAGACUGAUGCUUGUCCUAUUGACUGCCAAGCAAGGACCAGAGAAGUAUGAAAGACAUCCACAAAAUAACGUGCCGUUACGAAGCCACGAGGAUAUUUUUUUCGUGCACAAAGAAAAUAAAAGUAACGACUUUAUUCAGUAUUUUGUCUCCUCUGUGUCUCUCCGCACGCACUGUAGCAAUUUUGGAGAGCGUCUGCUGUACGCGCUAUGUGCGCUGAGGGACAAGGCUCCGUUUUUGUUCAUAUCGAAGCCUAAAAACGUGUAGAAAACCACACAGUGGCCUGCAGAAUACAUAGUUGCUGUGGAUAUUCUCCAAAAUGUUGCUACGGUGACACAAAGAGAUACAGAGAAGACAAAUUAUUAAAUAAGUCAUUAAUUUUUAUUUAUUUUCUUUGCAGACAAACAAAGCUUUUUAUGGGUUUGGAACGACAUGGAGUGAAGGGAUUAAUUACAAAGCUUUAAUUUUGGGGUGGAGUAUCCCUUUAAGUCAUAGUCAUCAUCCUUGGUGAGAAUGUGGCUUUGCAGUGUAGUGAAAUAAAUAUUUUGUUAGAAAUGUCAUAAUUAGGUUACCGUUAGCUACAACAACAUGGAAUGUACGCUCUUCAUUAAUAAUAUCGAAAAAUAUCGAAAAUUUUAUUUUGUAUCUUCAUCUCGUAUAUUGUGUAAUUUUUUUUUAUAGGACACAAAAGGAGAAAUUUUAAAGAAUGUUCAUGCUGCUCUUUUUUAAAUACAAUAAAAGCUUAUACGGAGCAAAAAUCUGCCAAGAAAGCAGCCCAUGUGACUGGCGCAGUGACUUAGAGAAAUAAAAACAAAAGAAAUGUAUGUCUUGAAAGAUUGACUUGUUUUCUCGCUUACACACAUUUACCUUUUUUUGUAUACAGCAAUGACACAUUCAAGGCCCAGAAAGGCAGUAAAGACAUUGUUAAAAUAGCCCAUGUCACAUCAGCGAUUCAGCCGUAAUGUUAUCAAGCUACAAUUUUAGUAUGUUUUGUUUUACGGCAGAAAAGUCUAUCGUAAGCCUCACUGUGAAAAAUGUAUUUGGUGAACUGCAUCUUCAUUCUUAUUGUAGGUUAGAUUUUUUUUGUUCAUAUCGUUAAGAGGUUAGUUCAACUAAAAUGCAUUACUUACUCGGCCUCUGCUAAGACCUUCAUUCAUCUUCGCAACACAAAUUAAAAUAUUUUCAUGAAAUCCAAGAGCUCUCUGACCCCCGCAUAGACUGAAACAAGAGUACUUUCACAAGAAUACUUUUUUUGUGCAAACUUUAUUGUGUUUCUUCACUUCCGUGUCAGUGUUUGAGUCGAGUUCGCGAGAGAUCAACCAAUGCUGUAUGAAUGUUGUGGUGUUGCUUUCAAUGCAGGGUCAGAAAGCUCCCGGACUUCAUCAAAAAUAGCCAUCUGUGCUCCGAAGAUGAACAAGGCCUUACGGGUUUGAAACGAUGGCAAGUAAUUAAUGACAGAACUUUAAUUUUUGGGUCAAGUCUCCCUUUAAUGCGUGUGAAAUAAAGGACAACUUGUAUUCGAAAAUGCUCCAAAAUAGCAACAAGAUCGAGAGCCUACUAAUGCAUUUCGAAUAGCUUCAGGUGAAAUAUUAAUUGGUGACUCUUUCCAAGCAAUUUCCACACGGUGUCGAUACAGAGCAAGGAAUCACCUGCAAGUGUGCGAUUCUCUCGUACAGGUUACGAUAAAAACACCCCUCGGGUCACUUCGACUAUUAACGGAGCAGACGCGCCGCUUGCCUCCUAGUAAUAAACCUUCGCGUGUGAAUAUAUGUGAUCACGCAAACUAUUAAAGGUGUUUUAUGAAAACGUCGAGAGGACGGUGCUUCUCCAGAUAUGUUUGACUGGGAAUGGGCGUUGUCCAUUCAGUCGAAUAGCAGGGUUUGUGGCGAGACACGCCCCGCGAGCUCCACAGCCGCUCCUCCACCAACCUUGCCUCGUUCCAGGCCCCGCCCCCUCGCGCGCUUCCUCCUCCGAUUGGCUCGUCGCCCUGUCGCUCACGCUCCAUUUUCCAGCUGUCGCAGCCCCAGGUUUGUGUGCGACUCACACCGGACUGGACGGUGCGAUCAUCUGGAAAUUUUUUCACUCCGUCGAAUUUUUUUUUUUUGGAGCCCACACCUGUGUCAUUUUCCUUCGCCGGUUUUUCCGACUUUAAAUAUCCCCGAAGCCCGGCCGGAUGCAAAGAAAUGAGCGGCGAAAUCGGCGCGUGGAGUGUAAAUAAAGAUUCCGGCUAGCUAGCAGCUUAGCCCACCCAAUUAAGCUAGUUAGUGCGCUUAGCUAAUUAACUUUUCGGCUUUUGGAUGCUCAAAAUCAAAUGUUUGCACUGUAGUCGGUGUUAUAUACGCACGCAGCGUGUCUGAAAGCGCAUAUGGCUGUCUUGUGCCACCUGUCGCCGUGUGUUAGCUAGAGAUCCGGGCAGCUGAUGGACAGUGUUGCGGUGAGUCUGGGCACUGGGGCGGUUAGCUUAGCGAGACAGCAAAGGACAGCACGGAUGUCGUGGCAGGCUAGUGUGUCCCUCCGGGACUCUGGUUGGUAGUCACUACAGAUACUAAAAACAGGGCUCGAGUGGGUCUGAUAGCAGGCGAGAUCUUUAGAUUCACAUCUGGCCUCCAAUCUCAUCCAGUCUUUGGCCUUGCUUGAUAGAUGCGUUUGUAUGAGCAGGCUGGGGUCUCUUCGGCUUCAUCGAUUUAACGUUACGUCUACCGCGAGGCAUCCUGCGUUUUUAAACGACGUUUCCCCCCAAAUCCUCCCUGUUCCUCUUUCGACGCGGUUGCAAAGGGAAGCGGGGCCGUAGAAGUGUGUCAGAUCGGGGUCGGGAUCUCCAAACGCUGUGGUGAUGACUCUGGAGUCCAUGAUGGCCUGUUGCAUGAGUGAAGAGGCGAAGGAGUCCAAAAGAAUCAACGCCGAGAUCGACAAGCAGCUCCGGAGAGACAAACGAGAUGCGAGACGAGAGCUUAAACUCCUCUUACUGGGCACGGGCGAGAGCGGCAAGAGCACGUUCAUCAAACAGAUGCGCAUCAUUCACGGGGCGGGCUACACCGACGAGGACAAGCGCGGCUUCACCAAACUCGUCUACCAGAACAUCUUCACCUCCAUGCAGUCCAUGAUCCGCGCCACCGAGAACCUCAAGAUCCCGUUCAAAUACGAAGAGAACAAGAACAAUGCUCUGCUGGUGCGAGAGGUCGAUGUGGAGAAGGUUUGCUCCUUUGACCAGCCCUAUGUCAGUGCAAUAAAGAAGCUGUGGUCGGAUCCAGGCAUCCAGGAGGCCUACGACCGCAGACGGGAGUACCAGCUCUCUGACUCCACUAAAUAUUACCUUAGCGAUUUAGAGCGCAUAUCGACUCCGAGAUAUGUGCCCAGCCAGCAGGAUGUGCUGAGGGUCCGAGUGCCCACUACUGGCAUCAUAGAGUAUCCCUUUGACCUGGAAAAUAUAAUCUUCAGGAUGGUGGAUGUCGGAGGGCAAAGGUCAGAGCGCAGGAAGUGGAUCCACUGCUUUGAGAACGUCACGUCUAUCAUGUUCCUGGUGGCCUUGAGCGAAUACGACCAGGUCCUUGUGGAGUCUGACAAUGAGAAUCGCAUGGAGGAAAGCAAGGCGCUGUUUCGCACAAUCAUCACCUACCCCUGGUUCCAGAACUCCUCAGUCAUUCUGUUCCUAAACAAGAAGGACCUUCUGGAGGAGAAGAUCAUGUACUCUCACCUGGUGGACUACUUCCCUGAAUUUGACGGUCCUCAGAGGGAUGCCCAGGCGGGCCGCGAGUUCAUCCUUAAGAUGUUCGUGGACCUGAACCCGGACAGCGACAAGAUCAUCUACUCGCACUUCACCUGCGCCACCGACACCGAGAACAUCCGCUUCGUCUUCGCCGCGGUCAAGGACACCAUCCUGCAGCACAACCUCAAAGAGUACAACCUAGUGUGAGAGAGACGGGACGAGAGCGAGAGCACCUGCAGCCCACACACGGCCGAAAGCACUACACCCCUCACACGCAGAAACACACGCGCGGGACACACCUUCACCCCCAUUAGGCACUGGAUCUUCACCUAGUUCUUCUCCUUUUCCUGUUUUCUUCUCGAGUGUCGACCCCCUUUCCGGCCGAUAGCUUUAUCAUCCAAUCUUCCUCUAACGCGAAGGCUGGGCCGUUAAACCGGUGCCUGAUGACAAAGAGCAUUCGUUUGCUCUGUAGAUGGGCUGUAGGUGGGCUCUACCCGAAUGAAACUGAGGUACGAACUUAACGCAAAACACUCGGCGGAGCGUCCGUCGGCGAAGAGCGGGCGACAUUCUUGAAGGACCUCACCUUGCAUCACUGAAUUUAGCCAGGUGUUAGUCGUGCAAUCACAUGCUAAAACACUAGAGGUGGAGGUGAUUUGAUUAAAUACUAUUUUAGGAGUGAUGUAUAGAGAUUUCCCAUCACUACUGGAGAAGCGACGGCACACCAUGUGACUUAUUUCGUAAUAAUAAGUAAUGAAAGCCACCGUUUUUUUUUUUUUUUUUUUUUUUUUUUUUUUUUUUUUUUUUUUUCUCCAAAAAUGCUCGUAUUGCGUUCCCUGAAAUUUUCUAAAAACGCAGAAGUUCGCUCGUGUAUCCACUAAAUUGAUCGUACAGACGGCGAACUCUUUUAUCCAGUCUUGAUUGUUGUUGUGGGGUUUUUUUUUUUUUGCCAGUAUUGGGUGUUUAAUCAGUGUAAUUAAAGGGAUCCAGCUAGUAUUCAAAGAUAUUUACCGAAAGAUUGUGAUUUGUUUACAUGCUCCGUCACAUCAGUUUUGAAUCUUUGACCGAAGGAAUCAAAUAAACGCCUUUCCUAGCCGAUUCAUUCAUGUUUUACUCGGUAUAACAUUCAAUAUCCAGUGAUUUAUAGAUGUUUGUAGGCUCACUUGGAACUCAAUGCAAAAGUGCUAUAUAGGGUGAAAUCGAUUUAAGGCUUUUUUUGUUUUUGGUUUUUUUAUUUAUGUAAUUUAUGGACCAGAUAUGUAAUUAGUCCGACUCAUUUUUCCAACUAAUUUUGAGUCUCUACUGCUGUAAAAAAAUCCAUUGGCAAGUGAUCUUUUCUUUUUUUUUGUUAUUUCGUUAAUCAGUUGUCAACGUUCUGUUCGGUUUUUUUUUUUUUUUUUUUGGUUUUCCCAAAUAUUUUUUUGAAAUGCUUGAAAAUGGACAGAUUUCCAUUUUUAUCAACAUCGCUUUAUGCAAAUAGGAAAUUGAGAAUUUUAUCAGUGGUCGAGUUCUUAACUGGUCUCUGCUUGCGUUGUUUUUGGAGAGUUCGCUCUCGGUUUCGUAGUACCAUAUCUUAGUUCUCGGCGCUUGGUUUAGCUUUAUGGAUAGCUAGCUGGCUUUUUUUUUUUUUUUUUUUUGUGGGGUGGGGGUUUCUUUAUGAUGUAAUUCAGGUGAGUUUUCAUACUUUUCAUUACAAGGGCUAACUGUGGGCAGAGAAUGAAAGGACUCUAUGACGAUAGAGCGAUAGGUACGCCGGAGCGGGUAUCUGAAUCAGGGACAGCGCGGGCCACGCCGUUUUCUGUAGGUUCAGCUUGCAGUGCAUCCGGGGUGCACCUUUCGAAGACGUACGGAAAACCUAUGCUAUUUCCUGCUGCGAAUCAAACGGCUUCGAACGGGCUGUUUUGAUUUCGUGAGUUUAGGAAGGAAGUGAUGUCACACGUUUCCCUUUGCCACGUUUGGUUUCGGGGGGCCGUGACGGUAUUGCUUUUGAGUCCUGUUUACUCCUUUAUCGUAAACCUUACUUUUAAUUUUCUCUCUCUCUCUCUCUCUCUCUCUUCCCCCAGCCGACUGGCUAUGAAUUUAUCGCAUUAGCACACGUACAGUCUUAUCGGCUUUGUUCAUAUUAUUGAAACGGCGUAGCUUGAGAGAAGCCGGAAUUGUGGAAAAAUCACGCGAUCUAACACAAUGUUUUGAAUCACAGUGGUCACGUAUUGGCGCAAUAUUUUUUUCUUUUUCUUUUUUUUAACUAGUGAUUGAAUGUAUUGUAAGACGGUUCUUUUUAUUUUGGUGACUAAUUACUUUGGAAGCAUGGUUUCGAAGGUGUCCACGCAAUUUUUCCCUGCAUAUUUGCGUUUAAUAAAUCCCGUUAGGCCUUCUUUACAUAAACAUUUGGACCUUUUUAGUGCAUUUUUUACGAAUUAUUUGCCAAAUUGCGAAUUUUUUUUUUUUUUUGUCUUUUCCUUUUUCCAACUAAACAAUCCUCCUGUGCCAGGCCAGUUAAGCUGCUUUUUUUUUUUUGUUAAUAUUUUUUUCCAAACAUCCCGAUUUGCAUACCUUCACGUUUCUGGGCGGGGCUUCACACUUCAUCCCUUUUAAAGCGUUUACUCGGGUGGGACGGUACUAUCAGUCGUCAUAUGCCAAUUUCAAACUGUUUCGUGGUUGUGCAAGUAGUGAAGCUGCAAUUUACGACGGCAUUUUUGAACACGUGAACGUUUAAAGCUUUUGUACAUACGGCUUUCGUUUUAAAGGGCUAGGCCUAAUCUGAGAAACACCUUUCUUUUAUCCGACGGAAAAACACUACAGCUAGUCGUUUCGUACCAGUUUAGGUCCACAAAACGUCAGAAUAGGCUUUGCAGAUGGCGCGAGUAGCUUUGAUUUAUCCUGUUCAGCUGCUGUUUAAGGGGUUUUUUGGGUCAUUCUCAACAAUUUGUGAUGAAGUUUGAUGUUUUUGGUUUUUUUUCCUCCCUGGGUUGAUGCACUGAACCUACUCUGCAGUAAAGGAACGAACUCCACUCAUGUUCCUCAACUUUUUCCUGGUACUCCGAGAGAUGCAGACACUAAUGAAUAGAAACGAUGCUUUCGCUUGAGGUCCACACCGAAGUGAUGGAUGCGUACAAUAUGAAGCUAUCUUUACUUUCUUUUAUUUCUAAUGUCGAUGCAUUACCUGAACACUUGUAUGUAGGACACUUUAAUAUAAUACAUUUGUUUUUGAUAAAACGGCUAAAAUAAACUUUUGUGUAGUGGUGUAUAAAAUCAAAGUAUUGUAUUACUUUGUAAUGUAUUUCUUGUUCGGUUGGUUGCUCUUUAUAUAUAUAUAUAUUUUUUUUUUUUUUCGGUUCUUUUUUUUUUUUUUUUUUUUUUUUUAAGCAUACCAAAUGUAAAUGAUGUACUAUACUGAGUGUGCCAAUCCCUUUUGAUUUGUAGAGCCAGACUCUUUACAAGUGCCAAUGUUGUGGAAAUCAUUUAAAAAAGGACUUGUGUAUUUUAUGGUCCGGUUUUUAAAAACAAAUAAACAUUAAGUAUGUGAUUAUGGUAAAUGCGCAACAGGAAAAGGACAAUUUUAUUCUGUAUUUAAGAUUAAAGAUGACAAACUGCUGUUUUUAAAAGAGAUGACAUUUUAAUUGCAUGUGUUUGUUUUUGGUGGAGAGGGUCGGGUAAAGGAGAAACCGUAUUAACGCGAAACCCUGCUGACAAGGGGCUUAAUUAUUGUUCAUUUACAGUAUUUUAGACAUAUUUCUCUUUUUGUAUGUUUCAUUUCAACCACUUUUGCCUGAACCUCAUUCAUACAUGAAAAUGACUUUCAUAGCCUUCUCCUUUAAAGAAAAAAAAUAUCCAUUUUAAAUUGGAAUAAAAUUUGUUCCUAUA